AUGCAUGUAAACGAAACCUGUGUGCAAGAAACUAGUUCAUCUUGCUGUUGCAUAUCUAAAUUAGAGGGCACCAUAAACGUCAACCAAAUUGCCAGGAUGAGUGACAGAAAGAAAGUUUUAAUGCUGCAUGGAUUUGUUCAAUCUGAUAGGAUAUUUUCUGCCAAGACAGGAGGAUUACGAAAAAACCUGAAAAAACUGGGUUAUGAUUUGUGCUAUCCAUGCGCCCCACACUCAAUUGACAAAAAAGCACUCUUUCAAUCAGAGGCUGAAAAAGGUAUAGAUGCGGCCAAGGAGUUCAGCACGUCAGCAACCAGUGAUGAAGUAUACGGAUGGUUCUUUAGAAAACCAGAUUCUUUCAAUUCUUUCGAAAUUGAUCAAAAGGUAUUUAGCUACUUGCAUGACUACGUACUAGAACAUGGUCCAUUCGACGGUAUAAUUGGGUUUAGUCAAGGUGCCGGCCUUGGUGGUUACCUAGUCACUGAUAUUAACAGAAUUUUAAAUCUUACCGAAGAACAGCAACCUGCCUUGAAAUUUUUUAUCUCCUUUAGUGGAUUUAAGCUAGAAGAUGAAACAUACCAAGAAAGUUACAAUAAGCCCAUUCAAGUUCCCUCUUUACAUGUAAGGGGGGAAUUGGAUGCGGUGGUUGGAGAAUCUAGAGUGCUGGCGCUAUACGAUGCAUGGCCCAAAAAUAAAAAGACGUUAUUAAUUCAUCCUGGAGCCCAUUUCAUUCCAAACUCAAAACCUUUUGUGUCCCAAGUCUGUAAUUGGAUUCAAGGAACAAUCAACAAAGAAAAUCAAGAGCAAGAAGAUCAACCGGAAACGGAACAGAAACAGUUUGACAAACCCCAGUUAGACGAUGAUUUGCUGGAUAUGAUCAAUUCGUUAGGCAAGUUGUAG
Molecule: messenger RNA, 897 nt
Organism: Saccharomyces eubayanus
Lineage: Eukaryota; Fungi; Ascomycota; Saccharomycetes; Saccharomycetales; Saccharomycetaceae
Gene: FSH3
Product: putative serine hydrolase
Exons: 1
Coding region: 1-897 (298 amino acids)
Cellular component (GO): nucleus; cytoplasm
Source: RefSeq, a predicted model, not a curated record